CGAAUUUCUAGGUAGCUUCCAACACAACUUCUCUCCAUUGACAGACAACACAAAUCUUUAGAUGUAAACAAGUGAUUGCUUUGUUCAAGUGCUCUGUCACAUGUGUUAGCAAAUAUCGGAGUGAGUAAAGGGGAUAAAUAAAUGAAUGAGAACCGACCCGCCUUCCCUUCUUUCUCUCGCUAUUGACUCUGCCCUCCUCCAUAUUUCUUCCUUUUCUGAUCUCUCUUUCUUGCCUGAACACAUCCUUCUUGACCUUUUCCUGAGGACAUUGAGAGCUGGGAAACUAAACGAAAAGAUUUUGAAGCUGUUUAUUGCAACUGGGAAAGAAGAAAUCCUUUCUCUAAUUGACGCAUUUAACAUCCAAUGUGUUCUUACUCCUGUGCUUCCUACUAGAUGCUCUGAGAAGUAUUGAUAUUGUUUUGAUAGCAAGCAAAUUAUUGCAAAAGGCUCUGGCCGUUUCUCAAGACAACGAAACCUGUUUUUUGCUCUUACUCGUUGUAGCCUGAAAAAAUGUCGCUAGUCAGUGUCAGAGAUGAUGAGGUAGAUAUUGUGAUAGCUGCAAUUCAACCAGAUCUUACUUCAUUUCUGGAAGAAUGGAGAGCAGUAUUCUCCCGAUUUCACCUGAUAAUUAUUCAAGAUCCUGACCUCAAAGAAGAACUUAAAAUUCCAGGUGGAUUUAAUUAUGAUGCCUAUACAAAAGUUGAUAUUCAACGAAUUAUAGGAACUUCAAAAGCUGUAACUUUCUCUGGUUAUUCGUGCCGAUAUUUUGGCUAUCUCUUGUCAAAGAAGAAAUAUGUCAUCUCAAUAGAUGAUGAUUGCAUUCCAGCUAAGGAUAAUGAGGGUAACCAAGUCGAUGCCAAUGCCCAACACAUCAAUAACCUUUCAACUCCUGCCACCCCAUUUUUCUUUAAUACCCUCUAUGAUCCUUUCCGUAAAGGAGCUGAUUUUGUUCGUGGCUACCCAUUUAGCUUGCGAAGCGGUGUCUCGUGUGCUCUGUCAUGUGGACUGUGUCUUAAUUUAGCAGAUCUUGAUGCACCUACACAAGCCCUCAAGCCGGCGCUGAGGAACACUCGAUAUGUUGAUGCUGUCCUCACUGUACCAGCUAGGGCAAUGAUGCCUCUGAGUGGAAUCAACAUAGCAUUUGAUCGUGAGUUGGUGGGACCUGCUUUGCUACCAUCUUUCAGGCUGGCAAAAGAAGGAAAGUUCAGGUGGGAAACUGUGGAGGAUAUAUGGACCGGAAUGUGUGUUAAGGUUGUGUGUGAUCACUUGGGAUAUGGCGUGAAAACUGGGCUUCCAUACGUGUGGAGGAAAGAAAGAGGUGAUGCCGUAGAGAGUUUGAAGAAAGAGUGGGAGGGGGUGAAGCUGAUGGAAGAAGUUGUUCCAUUCUUUCAAUCAAUGAGAUUGAGUCCGGCUGCAAAUACAGCAGAAGAUUGCGUGGUUGAGAUUGCUGCAGCCGUGAAGGAGCAGCUGGGGCAAAUAGAUCCUGUGUUCACUCGUGCAGCUGAUUCCAUGGUUGAGUGGGUGAAGCUUUGGAAGACGGUCAAAACCCAAACUUAAUCCAUUCUUGCUUCCAAACAGGUGUUGAAGUUUCAUAUUAUUUAUUUUCUGUUACAUUUCCUUACAAGGUCUGUAUACAUGUCUUCCAGACAAUUCUCUUGCAACUGAUGCAUAAUAGACAAGUUUUCAGAUAUUCUGUAGGCUGACCUUGAAAUUGUGACGUUUACCGGUUUUUCUUGGUUUACAUUGUGUGUUUCUAAAUGUUGGGUUCAUUUUAUGUAAGACUCAACAGGAAAGUUGAAAUAAAUAGUGUAAUUGCUGCUUCA
Molecule: messenger RNA, 1823 nt
Organism: Nicotiana tabacum (common tobacco)
Lineage: Eukaryota; Viridiplantae; Streptophyta; Magnoliopsida; Solanales; Solanaceae
Source: RefSeq, a predicted model, not a curated record